Messenger RNA from Poecile atricapillus (Black-capped chickadee), 1312 nucleotides. It is a transcript of the gene LIN28B, whose product is annotated as lin-28 homolog B. The transcript is spliced from 4 exons. NCBI's taxonomy places the organism in Eukaryota, Metazoa, Chordata, Aves, Passeriformes, Paridae. The record is from RefSeq and is a predicted model, not a curated record. Bases 160 to 912 code for a protein of 250 amino acids. Gene Ontology annotation, molecular function: nucleic acid binding; zinc ion binding.
GAGACGGGGAAAAAUCAAAAGAGGGAAAGCACAUUAGACCAUGCGAGCUAAAUUUGCGAUCGUUCAAAAUCAGGAUGUUAGAUUAAUGCAGAAGACCACUUCGAUCCACAGGGAAAGUUUUCAUCUCACGAGUUUGGAGCAGAGGGCCCGUGGGGCAACAUGGCCGAAGCAGGGGCGAGUAAAGGUGGAGACGAACCCGGGAAGUUGCCGGAGCAGGAAGAAGAAGAGGAAUCCCAGGUUUUGCACGGAACCGGCCAUUGCAAAUGGUUCAAUGUGAGAAUGGGAUUCGGGUUCAUCUCCAUGAGCAACCGAGAGGGAAGCCCCUUGGAGUCUCCAGUUGAUGUCUUUGUACACCAAAGCAAGCUUUACAUGGAAGGAUUUAGAAGCCUAAAAGAAGGAGAACCUGUGGAAUUUACUUUUAAGAAAUCUUCCAAAGGCCUUGAAUCAAUACGGGUAACAGGCCCUGGUGGGAGCCCCUGUUUAGGAAGUGAAAGACGACCCAAAGGGAAGACAGUACAAAAAAGAAAACCAAAGGGAGAUAGAUGCUACAACUGUGGUGGCCUCGACCACCACGCUAAGGAAUGUAGUCUACCUCCGCAGCCAAAGAAGUGCCAUUACUGUCAGAGCAUCAUGCACAUGGUGGCUAACUGCCCCCAUAAAACUGUCUCGCAGCAGCCCACUAGUUCUCAGGGAAGACACGAAGCCGAACCACAGCCUUCCACUUCUGCCUUCCUGAGAGAAGGGGGAGGAACGCACGGCUUCUCGUCUCCACCGUACUCUCAGGAAGGCAGGUCGGAGAUCUCGGAGCGCUCGGGAAGGUCACCACAGGAAGCUUCGUCGAGUAAGUUGUCUGCGUCGCCUGAAGAACCGAACAGAAAGGGGCCUUCUGUUCAGAAAAGGAAAAAAACUUAAUGCAUUUGUCAUAAUGUUCCGUUUUCUUUACCCUCUUGGGAUGUCUACCUCAUGCAAGUACAGGGGAAAUAAUUCAUUAUCAGUAGCUGACCUGGAAUUUUAACUACUGUUGAGGAACUGUGAAUUUUUUUGUUGUUGCUUUUUUUUUUCUUUGAUAGACAAAUCACUCCAAACAAAAUACAUUUGAGCAGGGUGCAUUAUGUUUUACCUUCUGUGUGUAUGUAUGAGUGUGCAUGUGCGUGUAUGUGUACAUAUCUAUAAAUAUAUAUUUUUCCACCAGACCAUUCUCCAGAUUCCACAAGACAUUACUGUGAAGCAAAAGUCACAGUACCCAAUGUUCCUGAACUCAUUCCUAGAACCUGUUUCCAAACAUGUUCAAAAAGCAAACAAGAAAACCCAA